AUGUUGCUUCUCUCCUGUCCUUCCAAAUUGCAGAUGCUGGAGGGGAUGCUGAAGAAGUGCCUCCCUCAAGCAAUUGGGGUCCAUGGAACAGUAAUGAACAUAAACCGUGGGAACCCACUUGGUCAUGAGGUGAUUGUGGACACCUGGCCCAAUUUCAAAGCGGUCCUCACCCGGCCACACAGAAAGGUUGCCUCAGAUGACUCAAAUUCCCAUGUUAAUGCAUAUGCAGCAUUUUACCAUGAUCUUGAUGCGUAUCGAACUCUGGCGCUGGACACAGAUGCUAUCAAUUGGGCCCAAAGGUUACAUAUCCAAGGGAACCAGCAGGGUAUACUUCAAGUCUCCCAAGAAGCUGUCACCAUCAAGAAUGUGCCACUGACACCAUUAUCCUACAUUACCUUUCUGACCCCUGACCCAAAUAAAAUGCCUGAGUACUGGCUAGAUCCCAGCUUCACAGUGUCCACCCUGAAUGCCUCUCAUGUUGACCUGGUGAAUGAAACAUGGGACUACGGAGGCAAUGAACAAAGUCGUAGGUACAUAGCCAGCCUGGUGCAGGCUUUCUUCAGUUUCUGCAUCUUGGAUCCCAAUGGUCAACUCAUCAGCUGGAAUAUAAUGAACCAUGCUGGAGCAAUAGCACUUGCCUACACCCUGCCCUCACACCGUGGAAAGCAUUAUUUUUCUGUGAUAGAAAGGGCACUAAGCAUGAGAGCUCAUUCUGCUGGCUACCCUGUAUAUAGACAUGUUGCUCUAAGCAAUGUCCCCAUGCAGAGGAUACAGGAGUAUCAAGGUGGCCAUAAAAUACCUGACUUGUGUCAUUAUUGUAUCCAUGGUGAAAUAUAGGAGAGGAAGA
Anolis sagrei ordinatus is the source of this 847-nucleotide messenger RNA. RefSeq names its product glycine N-acyltransferase-like protein 3. Gene Ontology annotation, cellular component: mitochondrion. Gene Ontology annotation, molecular function: glycine N-acyltransferase activity. The record is from RefSeq and is a predicted model, not a curated record. Lineage: Eukaryota; Metazoa; Chordata; Lepidosauria; Squamata; Anolidae.